AUGACGCCCAAUCCCUUCGCGCCGCUGUCUACAGCGGUUCGCGGGUGGCCUUUUCCCCUUCGUAUCAUCCCCCUUCUCUCGCAAUUCUCCACUAGCGACAUUUUCUACACACCCGACGUGGUCGCUUGCCCUCAUCCUUCCCUCUACAUCCCACAUUCUGCCUAUGCUUUGUCUUCAUCACACUCGUACACCUACUGCUGUUUUCCUUCCACCAUGUCCUAUCCAUGCCUUUCACGUCGUAUAUACGCCACGUUACGCCCCCCGGUUGUUCGUGAUACCUCUAUCCCUCUACUACCCAUUACAAUCGAUGGUUGA
Molecule: messenger RNA, 315 nt
Organism: Cyclocybe aegerita
Lineage: Eukaryota; Fungi; Basidiomycota; Agaricomycetes; Agaricales; Hemipholiotaceae
Source: the annotation of a GenBank genome assembly